GCAUAUAAUCUAAUAAAGGAAGGAUAUGAGAUCUACCUCAUCAAUUUCCGUGGUACAAUGUUCAGCAGAGGUCACACCAAUCUGACACGCAGUGAUUACGCCUAUUGGUUGUACACUUUUCACGAGUUGGGCAUUUAUGACAUCCCAAGUGCGUUAGAUCUCGUUGCCCAAAUAUCUGGAAAGCCCAAAUCUAUAUACAUUGGAUAUUCCAUGGGCACAACAGCGAUGUUCGUUUAUUCCAGUCUGUAUCCUACUGAAGCAUCUGAAAGACUGGCUGGAGUGAUUGCCAUAGCGCCUGUAGCAAAUUUGACAGGAAUUAGAUGUUUCCUUAAAUACCUAUCACCGUUUUGGCGUCACCCAAUCAAACCUAUUGCGAAGCUGCUUUUCAAUGGAAUAUUCGUACCCAAAGUCGAUAUAAUCUAUAGAUUUUGUGCAAAUGGACCCAUCACUAUGUUUUUCUGUUAUGCCUUCAUAAGUUUAGUUACUGGACCGAACUUCAAAGACUUGGACCCUCUUUAUAGACCAGUAGCGGAUAUAAACAUCCCAGAAGACAUCGCUGCAAAUGUAAUCGAUCACUACCAGCAAUGUUACGAACGAAAAAGGUUCUUACAAUACGAUCAUGGUGUACAGGAGAACCUGAGGCGGUAUGGGAAUGAAAUACCUCCAGACUAUCCCAUUGAGGACAUCCGUACUCCAAUAUCAUUUUUCGUCUCAGACAAUGACUGGAUUGCAGAAGAGCAUAAUGCCUUGCAAACAUACAAUCAGAUUUCAUCAGAGUAUCAAUGUGGAUACGACGUUUCUUCAAAUAAGGAUUUCGGUCAUGGAGACGUCAUGACCUCUCGUUAUGUUUUCAGAGACUUAAAUCAGGCAGUGCUAUCAAAAGUGCAACAAAUGGAAUCAAGUUUGUGUUAAAAAAAUGAUUUGUUGAUUCAUCAAUCAGAAUUUUCUUCGAGAAUAGUUAUAAAUGUGGAGAAUAAUUGU
This is a messenger RNA of Phaedon cochleariae (mustard beetle), 981 nucleotides long. The record is from the annotation of a GenBank genome assembly. Lineage: Eukaryota; Metazoa; Arthropoda; Insecta; Coleoptera; Chrysomelidae.